UUAUCUGUUGUCUGUUACAUAGUUAUGGACACCGAAAACAUUAUUUACAUUUAAUUUGGAAGAUACUUUUAUGUAGAUUUAACGGGCGGCUGGUUAUGGUUCAAAUGAACUACACAACUAAUUCCACCUUUAUGUGCAGAGAAAUCUCGAUCAGGACGUCCAUGUACAGAGAUGGUGACACAACCAACAGAGAAGCCAAAGUUUUGCACAGAAGUAAAGUUAUUGAAAGACAACAACGAUGAGAGAGGCAUAUGGAAGUUUAGUAUUGUAUACUUUGAGAAAAUAAUCAUGAGUGAAAUCAUACAGGUUUUGAAACUGUGUUGUUGCUUUAAAUCGAAAAUCAGUUUGUAGAGUUCCAAAUAAAUACUCACAUCCGAGGCACCAUUUGCACGGAGAAGUUAGAGUGGACAGAGAUCUGCACUAGCACAUAGAGAAACCACACAAUGUACACUGCACCAGCUUAAACGUUCAUGAUUGCUUUAAAUGAGAUCUCUUGUUGCUUGAAGAUGAGAAUGGAUCUUCCUACUAGUGAGAUGGCAUUUAAGUGUGAUACAUGUGGCGCUGCUUUCUCUGAUAAUACUGAUUUAGAGAGUCACACAAGAGAACACACAAGUGAAAGGCUAUUUAAGUGUGAAACAUGUAGCGCAGCUUUCACUGACAAUAGUGAUUUAGAGAGUCACACAAGAGAACACGCAAGUGAAAGGUCAUUUAAGUGUGAAACAUGUGGCGCAGCUUUCACUGAAAAUAGUGAUUUAGAGUGUCACACAAGAGAACACACUAGUGAAAGGCCAUUUAAGUGUGAACAAUGUGGGACUGCCUUUACUUUAAGAUCACGUUUAAAGAGACACGAAAUGAUACAUACAGGUGAGAAGCCAUUCAAGUGCGAGACUUGUGGUGCUGCUUUUUCUCAAAACCGUGGAUUACAAAGUCACAUUAGAAUACACGUAGGAGAAAAGCCACACACUUGUGCAAUUUGUGGUGCUGCUUUCUAUAGAAAAACUCAUUUGCAAGGUCACAUAAGAACUCACACAGGAGAAAAACCACACAAAUGUGAGAUUUGUGGUGUUGCGUUCUCACGGAACGAUCAAAUGCGGAGUCAUAUGAAAAGGCACACAGAAGUGAAGUCAUUCAAGUGUGAUGUUUGUGGUGACGCUUUCUCUACGAGUGGUGAUGUUAAGUUUCACAAGAAAAUACACAGAGAAGAGAAGCCAUUCAAGUGCGAUGUAUGUGAUGGCGCUUUUUCUCGAAAGUUCCAUUUGAAGGAUCACAUGAUAAUACACACUGGAGAGAAGCCAUACAAAUGCGAUUUUUGUGAUGCCGCUUUUUCUAGAAAGAAUACACUAAAGAAUCACUUGAAAAUGCACACAGGAGAGAAGCCACACAAGUGCGACAUAUGUGAUGCCGCUUUCUCUCGAAAAUUCAUUUUAGAUAAUCACAUGAAAAAGCACACAGGAGAGAAGCCAUUCAAGUGCGACGAGUGUGAUGCCGCUUUCUCUCAAAAAUUCAAUUUAAAGACGCACAUGAAAAUACACACUGGAGAGAAGCCAUACAAAUGUGAAUUAUGUUCCGUUGAUUUUAGUCUUAAAUGUAAUUUAGAAACUCACAUGCGAAAACACUCUGGAGAAAAGCGAUAUAAGUGUGGGAUAUGUGAUGUUUCGUUCACUUACAGUUAUCAGUUAAAUAACCACAAAGAAAAAUAUUCACAUAUAGAAUCCAUACAAGUGUGAGACAUGCGGUGAUUCUUUACUAGGAGUGAAACAAUACAAGUGUGGGACAUGUGGUGUUUUUUUAGUUUACUAGGAGUGAAACCAUAGAAGUGUGAGACAUGCGAUGAUUCUUUACUAAGAGAAACCAUACAAGUGUAAGACAUGUGGUGUUUCUUUACUAGGAGAAACCAUAUAUGUACAAGUGUGAGACAUGUGUUGUUUCUUUACAAGGACUGAAGGUGAAGUGUUAGGAAUGAAGUGUUUCUUUACUAGGAGAGAAAACAUACCAGAGUGAGACAUGUGGUGUUUCUUUUCUUUACUAGGAAAAACCAUACAAGUGUGAGACAUGCCGUGAUUCUUUACUAAGAGAAACAAAACAAGUGUGAGACAUGCGGUGAUUCUUAACUAGAAGAAACCAUACAAGUGUGAGACAUGCCGUGAUUCUUUACUAGGAGAAACCAUACAAGUGUGAGACAUGUGAUGUUUCUUAUCUAGAAUAAGUCGUGUAAGUGUGAUACAUGUCGUGAUUCUUUACUAGGAGAUACAAGUGUGAGCGAUGUGGUGAUUCAUACCUAACGAUACAGUUGAUGGGACAAAAACGAUAAAGCAAAAGGAAAUAUUAUAAAUGUAAAUUUCCAUUUCCAUUCAAAUUUGUAUAUGUAGUGAGACAGUUUAUGAUCAUUAUCAUUAUUAAGAAAACAGGAAAGCUAGAGUGUAUUUAGCUAGUAACAUAUGUUAGAUUGUCUGUUUAUGUUCAAACAUUUCUAUAGGAACUUAGUGAAAAAACGAUUGUUAGGGUCUCUAUAUAUGUUUAAACUGUUUAUGUUUGGUUACCAUCACAGGCCGUCAAGCAAUUCCUAUAUUUUCCUAUAUUUUUGAGAAAUUUCCUGUAUUUUUUAAGACCUCCUAUAUUUCCUAUAAUUUUCCUAUAUUUUGGAUUUUUUUCCUAUAUUUUUCUUAAAAAGUGACGCUGUUGUAUGUUUGAAAACAUUCAAAAGAUUGAUACUGCCUUUAGAUAUUGUUUAUUUGCAGUUUAAGACUGUCAUUUUUUUACAAACCAUCACCAUCAUUUAGAAUUGCUGUUGUACACCCAUGGUUAUCCAUUUGAACACCUUUGAUGAAGAGUAUACCAAAUAUCAAAGCUUAAAGGUGUCCACUUUGAUGACUGCAGUUGUGUUGCUGCAGCAUAGUCUGCCUUGAUGGAGAGGUUUGAGGAAUGUUGGUUAAGUGAAACUCAAAAUUUAUGAUUAUAGUCAAUGAAGAAGUAAGUAAAUGUUAACUUACUUAUAUAUCUCUGAAGGUAGCACAGCCCUAAUGAAAACCUCUACUUAAAACUCCUCAAUUUAGCUUUAGCCUAUGGUGUUAAGCACAGGACACGAAUCCAGCCAGAAGCACUUUUUUUUUCUUCUUUGUUUUCUUUAGCUAACAUUUUUUACAGAAGUUAAUAUUGUAUUUUCAUUAAAAAGUAAUUAAUACAUUUCUACACAUAAAUAUUAGCUUUUGUGAAGAUUUUAUAACUUACAGGCACGGCUGAAAUACUAUUAGGUGGUUGGGAAUUACAAACUUUAUUUUUUUUAAAUGAGACGGUAAAACAGUUUGAUUUUUGGCAUAAUGUUUUCAAAAGAUUAAAGAUAAUUAUUAAUAAAGAACAGGUCAUGAGUAUUUCUAGAACUUGUUGAUUUUGCUUUUAAACAUUGAUGUUCCAAUUUUAUGUGUUCAAAACAGUAUGUUAAAAUUGAAAUACAUUUUGGCUAUUUCAGUACAGUAUGAUUAUAUUUGUCGGUGAUGUGAUCAAUAAUGUAUAAUUUCUGAAAGCAAAUAUAUUUCUUGUUACUCUGAUACCAAAUUAUUACCAAAAUGUUGAAAAAUAAAUUAAAUAAAGGAUUUUUCUUGUCUCUCGGGUGAUGUCGUUUUUAUCGACAAUUCUGAAAUGGGGGUAAGGUAAUUCAAAUUUAAAUAAAAUUGUUAUUUGACGGUAAAUUUCUUUUAAAUUUUGUUUUUGAAUUCAGGAAAUGAUACACAUAAAGAACUUAUCAAGCUGAUCAUAGUUUGAAAUGGUGCCCAUUAGGAGUGUGCUACCUUAUUGUUAAUUUUUCAGCCUUAAAAUUCCUAUAUUUUGCCCAGAAAAAGUUGCUAUAUUUUUUCCUAUUUUUUCACCAAAACUUGGUUGACGGACUGCCAUCAGUUAAGAUUUAAUUUUUAUUAAGUGUUUGACGAAAGUAGCAAAUUUUCGAAAAAAGUUCAAAACUCAAUGAUUGUCUACAUCAACUCUUUAUACUUAAUCACGUUCGUGUGUUUAUAGUGUUACAUGUAGGGAUAAAUUUGUAAAUUCUUUGAACGACAGGAUAUAAUGAAACUCAUCGCCGGUAUCUCUUUUACAGUUAUUUUACUGUAAAUACUUGGGCGCGUGUGCGUUUUGUUUGUGGUCACUAAACCGGUCAAGAGGGCUUUGUAAGCUUUAUCUCCCCCCCCCCCCCCCCGACAACGCAAUAUCAAACUCUCGCGUAACAUCGUGCCAACGAGAGUGACUAAACAUAAGUUAAUGUUACUUUUUCACAAUCGUUGUAAAAUAAAUAUUAGUAUAAACAACAAUAAAUAUAAUUUUCUACGUUUGAUUGAAAAGAAUUUCCCCUUGUAUCGUUCCGAAACGAUACGCCUGGGGGCGCUAUGAUUUCGCGCUCUAUCGAGCACGUGUUUACUGUGCAAUAUUGAUUGAUUCAUUCAGCGCAUGGUCAUCAAGCUGUGUACAAGCAUGUCCGACGUUUUUUAUUUCAAAAAACUUAACGGGUUCAUUCAUAUCAAACAUCGGAACUCAUCAUUAUAUUCUUGAAAUCAGUAUACAUUAUGAUAUACAAAAUUUUGUCUUUAUGUUUUACAAAAGUUGGGUUGUUACAUAGAUAUAUCAAUGCUUUUUGAAUAAUUUCAUUGAAAAUGUGUUGUUUAUUAUGAUCGUAUAUGUUGAAAUAUGUGAAAAUGUUUGUGUAUGUACAGUUGAUUGGCCAUGACGCUUACAACAAAUUAAACAUUUGUAUACUAUACAUGUUGUUUUUCGUCUUAGUACAAGAUCGAAUUAAUAAGAUAGAGUGAGUAAGGAUUGAUUCUAGGGGACUUCAUUUCCUUUGGCUUAUGUAAAUAUUUAUUUAUCUUCCUGUUGCAACUGGAAACAUGAUUUGAUAUUCUGAUUUUGUCAUUGGUAUCUUUAAAGAGGAUAUUUGUGAUCUAAUAUAAGGUAAGGUCCUUCUGAAAUUGGUCUUUGAACAGUUUGUAAUUUAAUCCUUCCUUUAGAUGAACCAUUCAUAGAUCUCUGUCAAGAUUGUAUUAAAGUUUUUUGUUGAUAUUGGUAUUGUUUUUACCUUUUUUGGAGAGAGGUCAUACAAGUGUGAGCUGGUUGAUCAAUUUUGGUUUUACUCAUGAUUAAUAAAAGCAAAGCGACUAAAGUUUUGUUUGCAGAACCAAACUCCACUCAGAGGUACUUCCGUUUGC
Mya arenaria is the source of this 5189-nucleotide messenger RNA. Its product is annotated as zinc finger protein 726-like. Gene Ontology annotation, molecular function: RNA polymerase II cis-regulatory region sequence-specific DNA binding; DNA-binding transcription factor activity. Gene Ontology annotation, biological process: regulation of transcription by RNA polymerase II. NCBI's taxonomy places the organism in Eukaryota, Metazoa, Mollusca, Bivalvia, Myida, Myidae. Bases 471 to 1727 code for a protein of 418 amino acids. The transcript has 2 exons. The record is from RefSeq and is a predicted model, not a curated record.